GCUUGGAGUUGCAGAAGAGAAAACAUAUACGAUGGCUUCCUCCAGAUUUUCAGUGGCUUCCUCUUCUGCCAUGCUACUUGUUCUUGUAUUCCUAUCUUCCAUGGCUCAAGGAGACGAUAUCAAUAUACCACCUACUCUCUCGCCUUUCUUCGACAACAUCUGUGAUCAAGUCAACUGUGGUAAAGGAAACUGCUCGGUUGAUCUCGGCAAACCAUUUCAAUUCGUUUGCCAGUGUGAACCUGGAUGGAAGAGGACUCGUUCCACCGACGACAACGAAGAAGAUGAUCAUCAGUUUCUUCCUUGCGUCAUUCCCAACUGUACCCUAGACUACUCGUGCAUGCCGGCUGCUCCUCCAAGUCCACCAAUUCCUGAUAAUAUCUCUGUCUUCGAUCCUUGCUACUGGACAUACUGUGGAGAAGGUACAUGCUCCAAGAAUCUUUCGUAUACAUAUACGCAUACAUGUGAAUGCAAUCCCGGAUACACCAAUCUCAUGAACACCUCGCAUUUUCCAUGUUUCAGCAACUGUGCUAUUGGAGCCGACUGCAGAAGACUUGGGAUACGGGUAUUGGAAGCCACCUCUCCUUCUGGUGAUCAAAGUCAAGGUACGAGAUUUCUUCCUGGAGGCUUUCAUGGGAUUGAAAUUAUAGUUAUAUCUGUUAUCAUGGCUCUAUGGAAAUAGGAAACAGUAUUCGCGUUGCUGUUGUUGAUUAGUUUGUUUUGAGGUCAUGAUGUUUCUAUUGAUCGAUAUACAUGUAUUAUUAACAAUAUGUUUUUUGUAUGAUAAUAAUAAUCAUAAUAAAUAAGUUUUGGUUGUAGAAAUAAAAGCCCCA
This is a messenger RNA of Lactuca saligna, 830 nucleotides long. NCBI's taxonomy places the organism in Eukaryota, Viridiplantae, Streptophyta, Magnoliopsida, Asterales, Asteraceae. The record is from the annotation of a GenBank genome assembly.